This is a messenger RNA of Aphanomyces invadans, 2078 nucleotides long. RefSeq lists its product as hypothetical. The transcript has 2 exons. Lineage: Eukaryota; Oomycota; Saprolegniomycetes; Saprolegniales; Verrucalvaceae. Gene Ontology annotation, molecular function: protein-lysine-acetyltransferase activity. Gene Ontology annotation, biological process: mitotic sister chromatid cohesion. Bases 55 to 876 code for a protein of 273 amino acids. Gene Ontology annotation, cellular component: nucleus; chromatin. The record is from RefSeq and is a predicted model, not a curated record.
CAGCAUUUGCGCGCAAUUUCGCCACAUUUGAGCGGCUCCAUCGUCGAAUUCAACAUGACCAAGCUCAAUGCAUUCGACGUCCUAAUGAACCGACGGAUGUCAGAAGCCUCCGUUAUGACGACGCGUCUUGGUGCAUCAAAGCUCUCCCGCAAAAGAAGUAACGAUGCGGAUGCUCUGGAGACAAGGGUGGACGCGGACCUACCAAGGAAAAAGCCCAAGCAUCAUCAACAGCUCUUUCUGGACUUGGGGCAAAAGGACGUUGGUGACCGCACGUGCUCUGCAUGUGGGUUUCUUUAUAUGCACGGGGUUGAGUCUGACGACAAAGCUCACGCUCAGUUCUGCAAGAAGGUGGGCCAAGGGAUUUUGAUAUCGGGGUGGCGGUCAGAGCGUGUGCAUCGGACUCUGGAAUCAAAAUCGGCACGAAUAAUUGAAAUACGAGGCGAAGACGCGCCCGCACACGUUAAGAAGUUGCUGCAGAUCAAGGCUUUGCUGGACGAUGCACUUGGACUCGUCGACGAAGCUGUGUUCUUGAAGCAAAAGCAUUUCUUGUACUUGCACCUGAACCGCGUCGUGGGUGUCGUAUCCGUUGAAGAUGUUGCAACAGCACACGAAUUAACAUCCACAUCGGACGUUGUGACCAUCGACCGAUUUGCACAAGUUCACCAGGUCAUGGUUGGCGUGAGCCACAUUUGGGUACAUCCCUCUCAUCGCCGCCAAAGGAUCGCACAGACGUUGGUGGACGUGAUGCGACAGACUCUAAGCUACGGCAUGACGAUUCCAAAGACCAAAGUCGCGUUCUCCCAGCCCACGAGAGACGGCGUGCAGUUUGCCAAGCAGUAUUGCGCACCGCAUAACGUGUUGAUUUAUACUGGCUGAAACGUAUUCUAUCUUAAGGGAUUUGCCGCUUCUUCUUGCACUCUGCCAAGUACGCGUCAAAGUUAAAGUCGUGCGGCUUCAAGUUGAACGCCUCCACGGUCUUGAACAGGUCGUCGUCUACGUACCGAGCGAGGAGCGCGGUCAGCAACUCGGACGCUUCUGGCUUGUCGAGGACGUUGGCGACAUCUCCACGCACCAAUGCGAGCUCCUUUGACGACACAAGGUCGUCAUAAAUCGACACAGUGAGGCAGGGCGGGGCUUGAGAUGGGUUUUCUCGGUAGGCGUCCAACGUCGUGAGGAGAAAGCACUUGUCUUGGAACUGGGACAACAUCGUGAAGAAGCCUUCUUCCUUCGUUUCCGCAUUGGUGCGGUAUACAGGAAAGACAAAGAACGCACACUUCUUGCCUCGCGCAGUCAACGUGUCGAGUUGGGUCGCCGUCAACGACGUGCCCAACGCGUCGGUCUUGGCGUCAUGGUACUCGCCCCAAAUGCGUCGAAUUGCGUCCGGCGUUUCCUUUUCCAGGUCAUCCAGCUUCACAAGAGACUGAAGCGAUCGCGGCGACGGAAAGUGGAACCCACCACCAGACGAUGUCGACAACGACCGCCGCGUCCACCCAACCUGGAUGCCGCGUGCCACGAACAUGACGAUUUUCCGCACUCCACGAAAUAUACGCAAGCCCAGUUAAGUGCGUCUACUGUUAAUUCCCACCUGGUGCUUUUUGAUGCUCGUGCCAAGUUGGCGGAACUCGAAGGCAUGCUAGUCGUCAAAGUUUGACCAAGCUGCGGCACUACCUCGAGACAUACGACGCAAGUGUCGCUCCACGUACAACAGUACAGUCCAGUCCCGUUGACCUGGCCCCGGCGCAAACAAUUCAUUCGGUGAAGCAGCUUGAGACAGUCAUGGGGCUCAAGUGCGUCCAACCCAGAGUCGAUCUGCUUGGGCACGUCGGUACGGUUCCACCUGAUUCGUUCAAGCGGCAAUCCAUGCAUCACUCCGCCCCUUGUGUUGUCGUCUGUGGGACCGCCUAUCGUAUUGGAUGGGAAUGUCUUUCGUUUGUGCUCAUUGGUCAAGGGCCAGGACAAUGCGAGAAUGACACGUGACAUGGGCAACGCCCGCCACGCUCCAACUCUCCGAUAUACACGUUUCGUACGUGAGGGGGUCGAUUGCGUGUGGCACUAUCGACGACGGUGGUGGGCUCGGA